Penicillium concentricum is the source of this 852-nucleotide messenger RNA. Its product is annotated as SDR family NAD(P)-dependent oxidoreductase. The transcript is spliced from 3 exons. NCBI's taxonomy places the organism in Eukaryota, Fungi, Ascomycota, Eurotiomycetes, Eurotiales, Aspergillaceae. Bases 1 to 852 code for a protein of 283 amino acids. The record is from RefSeq and is a predicted model, not a curated record.
AUGGCAUCGGUUACUUCCAAGAUUUUCGCCAUCACGGGCGGUGCAUCCGGAAUCGGCGCUGCGACGUGCCGUCUGCUUGCUCAGCGAGGAGCGGAAGCAAUCUGCGUUGGAGACCUUUCGUCUGAAAUGAUGGCAGAGCUGAAGACAUCCAUACAAGCCACGUACCCUCUUACAGAUAUUCAUUGUACUGUUCUUGACGUUUCAUCCUACUCUGCGGUGAAUGAGUGGAUUGACAGCAUAAUGACCCAGUUUGGGCGACUGGAUGGGGCCGCCAACAUCGCCGGAAUGGCUCAAGGGGCCGGAACCCGCGGCUGCCCGACCAUCCUGGAAGAAGACGAGACACAAUGGAAGCAAAUUUUCCAGGUGAACCUGGAUGGAGUUUUCUACGCAACUAAAGCCGAGGUGAGGGCUAUGAAGUCGAUAUCGCGGGAUCGCAGCAUCGUCAAUGUUGCCAGUAUCGCGUCGAUGGCACACAUGCCAGAUGUCUUUGCCUAUGGGACAUCCAAAGGGGCUUGUGCUUAUUUCACGACCUGUGUAGCACAGGACGUGAUUCCCUUUGGAAUCCGGGUGAACACUGUCUCUCCUGGAAUUACAAGGACACCAAUGCUACCCAAAUUUGCGCCCACAAAAACUUCGGAUGAGGUGGAAGAGGCCUACAUAAAAGAAGGGUUCUCGAUAAUUGAACCGGAUGAUGUUGCCCGAACUAUCAUCUGGCUAUUGAGCGAAGACUCCCGUCCGGUGUUUGGAGCUAACAUUAAUAUUGGAGCUAAUGCAAUGCAAAUCUAUGCAUUGAAGAAGGGAACGCUCAAGGGAGUAUGCUCUCUGGGAUACGGGUCGAUUCAGCAGUCGUAA